UGAACUUUCAAAAACAUUGCAGUUUUGACGUUUUGCUUUUGAACUUUUAUUUGAUUAUACGUGUAUAGUACGAAGACAUAUUUUUUUGCAAAAUUUGAGCGAUUAUAAAGAAAAAUAGAAAAUACACCUUCGUCUGAAAAUCAAAUACAAAGGUAGUGACGUAUUGUAUAUAUAACCUAAAAGUGUGCAACUUGUACGUAUUGAAUUUGUGAAAAUGUUUAUCAAAUCUGGUAUUUUGUGCGGUUUAAUCGCAUUUUAUGCAGCGUAUGCUGCCCCUACAUCGUAUUUAAUCACACUUAGAAAUUUUACUCACACACGCUGUCCCCUUUACGAGAGUUUAUUAUUGAAAUCUCCUGUUUUGGAUCAGUGCCCUGACAAACGUCCCUCACAGUCACAUCUGGGUUGGGAAGAUCGGGAUGUUAUUCUCUGCUUGAUGUAUUCUACUGUUUUCGAACAUUUCUGUAAAGGUACGAAUUUAACACCAUAUUACGAAUCUGCAGGUCUCAAUUUAACAAAUGAACUUCAAAAAGCUUCUCUUACACUUGAUACAGUUUGCAAUUCACUGCAACAUAUUUCAUUGUUGGCCACAGAUGUGGUGAAAAUGUUCACUGAUGCAACGAAGUGCCAGUGGUUAUGUAGCAAUUUUAAUACAGGUAUGGUUGACAGUGUAUGUAGUUUAACCAGUGUCAUGUGGGAAUUAACAAAAAAGGAUAUAAAAGAAACUACUAUUGAAAAGGUUUCACAACAAGAAGCUACAAACUCGAGGGAAACAAUCAUCAGUCCUUCUGUUAAUAGCAAACCGAGUAGCAAACCUAGUGUACAUGCAGAAGUUAACCAAGAUAAACCUAGCACAGAAGCAAAUGUUAAUAAAAUUAAAGCCAGCAUAGAGACAAAUGUUAAUGAAAAUAAAGGUAGCAUACAUGCAGAUGUCAAGCCCAAGAAAGACAGUACAGACGCAGAUGUUAAUCAACAACAUAGUCCAAAAGAAAGUGCAAUUGAUACAGAAACUGGUCAUGCUUACCAAACAAAUGGAGAUAAACCAACCAUUGUAAGUCAUGCUGACGACAACUCUAAAGGAUCUAUACAAGUAUCCCAGGCAGGUGAUGCUUCAACACCCAGUAAAGACAUGAUAACACCCAAAGAUAAGAAAAACUCUCAACAAGUUACAGCACAUGGAAAUUCAGGGCCUGCAAUUGUCCCUGAAGAUGCCCAACCUGGCCCAGAUAAGCCGAACCCAUCAGACACCAAAAACAUUGAUGUCUCGAUUAAUCCAGUGAUCACUGGCAAAACGAGUGACCCCAACAAAGGUCCCAAUGAAAACACGAAGCCUAAAACCAAAUCAGAUACGCAAAAGAGUCCUAAAACCCAAGAGGAACAGAAAAUCAAAUCAGAUGUAGAAAAUGUUCCUAAACACCAGGAGGAACACAACUUAGGUGUAGUGGGUGUUGGUGGUAAAGUAAAUCUAGAAGAUACUCCAGUGGAGGCAAAGCCCGAGUCAAAGCAAAAGGUAAUACCAAGUGUUAUCAAUGAGAGCAUCCCUUCGCAAGUUGAUGAGCAAAAAAAGAUAGAAGACAUUCCAGAUACCAAAGGAGAUGAUAUAAAUAUUGAUGGGGAUCUAGAUGAUGAGGAUCCUAAAUAUGAAGGUGGGGACAAUGACGAACCCCCAUUACUUCAGAAAACAACAAAUGGAAAAGGUGAUAAUGCACAAGAGGUAGGGGAUGAACCACCGUCACCUAAAUAUGGGGAAGUGAAAAACAAAGUUGACGUUAUCAAACCAAAAGAAAUUGAUGAAGAUAAUCUGAACAUUGCGGCCAAUUUUCAAAAUCAGAACAUUGACGAUAGCGAUUCUUACUUCUUCUCAUAUUUUAUGAUGGUUUGUGUAGUGUUUAUAUUUGGUUAUGUCGCCUAUCACAACAAACAAAAGAUUUUAGCGUUGGUGUUAGAAGGUAGGAGAGGUAGGAGGCCGUCUCGCACUAGAAGACCAAAUUCCUCAAACUAUCGCAAACUUGACAGUACUUUAGAGGAAGCAGUGACAUCUUCAUGCAACAAAAAUUCAACUCAAGUGAUUUAUUGAUUUAUUCGACUGUGAUUUUAAAGUUAAAGCAUAUCUGUUUGGCACUUGUGAUGUAUUAUUGGUACUUACAUUUGGCAAUAAUUGAUUUAACCGAAAAUUUUGUUGGAUAUUGGGCGAUUAUAAAAUUAAAAAAGUCCUUUCCGCAUUUCGAUUUUUGUUAAAAGUAUUAUUUGUGGUUAGCAGUAUAGUAGGUACCUACAGCCUCGCCUACAGUAUAUUUAUUUUUAUUUAUUUUCCAAGUACUAUAUUUGCAUAGAUUCUUAAAAUGUAUACAAAUAACGAAUCAGUAAACAGAUUCCUGCACACCUGUUUGUAAAUUUUGUACAAAUUUAGAUGUAAAAUUGUAGAUUAGUUUCUUUUUUCACCAAGUAAAAUUAUUAUUGUAAGCAUUGUAUUUCCUAUUUUAUAUAAAUAAGCUUUAGUAUAUUAAAUGGUUGUUAUUUUAA
Photinus pyralis (common eastern firefly) is the source of this 2520-nucleotide messenger RNA. Its product is annotated as trans-Golgi network integral membrane protein 2-like. The transcript has 5 exons. The coding region runs from base 215 to 2074 and encodes 619 amino acids. The record is from RefSeq and is a predicted model, not a curated record. NCBI's taxonomy places the organism in Eukaryota, Metazoa, Arthropoda, Insecta, Coleoptera, Lampyridae.